UCUGGGAGCAGCACUGAAUGGACCGAUGAGGAUACAGGGCUAGGCAACACAAGGCAAGGAAUGUUGGUAUACUUUUCACCACCAAUUAAACAGUCACUUUGUAGACGCAAGAUCCGUAUCAAAACUACACCAAUCCCUGACCCAUCGCACACCUUGGUUGACGCUGUUAAGUUCCUGAAAAGCCCGCUGGUCACACGCUUCAUGCCGUCCUUCUACAUCAUCAUCAUCCUCAUCAGUUUGCCUCUGAACGCUUUGGCUUUGGUGACGUUCACCUGCAGGAUCAGAGAAAAGAAACCAGCUGUGAUCUACAUGUCUCACCUGGCGUGUGUGGAUCUGCUCUUCGCCCUGCUGCUGCCACUGAAGAUCCACUACCAGCUGAACGCUUCUGAUUGGCUGUUUGGUGAGGCGGCGUGUCGUGUGCUCACUGCAGCUUAUUACUGCUACAUGUACUGCUCCAUACUGCUGAUGAUGUGCAUGAGUGUGGACAGACUGCUGGGUGUUGCGCUUCCUGUUGCUUCUUUAAGCUGGAGAAAUGCGAGGAAAGCCUCAUUCAUAUGUGCAUUAGUCUGGCUGCUGGCGCUCGCUGGUACUGUGCCACUGCUUUUAAAGAGACAAACAGUUAAGAUUGAGGAUGUGGGGAUCACUUGUCAUGAUAUGAUGAAUGCCAGUGACAAAGCAUUGUCGUAUUAUGCAUACCUGUUCUUCAUCCUCUCCUGCCUGUAUUUCUUUGUGCCGCUGGUCAUCACUUUAGUGAGCUACUCCACCAUCAUAUAUGUGCUCAGUGUAAAGUCCGACCGCAUUUCUUCAUCUUUCUCCAACAAAAGGAGAGCUGUGAUCAUGACUAUUUCUGUGCUGAUUGAGUUUGUGGUGUGUUUUGCUCCAACCAAUGGCAUCUUGCUGUAUCACUGCAUUUGUUUAGCAAAAAGAGGUGAAACCGGUGAAGGAAAUUCAUCAUAUGCUGCUUACAUGCUGGCUGUGUGUUUGGGGAGCGCAAGUGUUUUUCUGGACCCUCUUUUGUACUACUAUGGUUCAUCUCAUUACAGACAGCUGAUCAAAUCUGUGUUUUGGUGCAAGAAGAUAAAAAAAAGGAGCCAUCAUCAACCAUAGCUCACACACAGCAAGAAAAUAAAAAGCUGCAUCCGUUGGUUGCUUUAUCAUAGGUGAUGUAUUUGCCUGCAGGCUAUUCAACAACAUAAGAAGUGUACGUUCAGUAUCUUUGUAUGAACAAAUUAACCAUAUAAACCUAAGAUGUCAUGUCUGUAUAACAUAUAUAUUAGUCUUCA
Molecule: messenger RNA, 1283 nt
Organism: Danio aesculapii
Lineage: Eukaryota; Metazoa; Chordata; Actinopteri; Cypriniformes; Danionidae
Product: proteinase-activated receptor 1
Exons: 2
Coding region: 61-1107 (348 amino acids)
Biological process (GO): positive regulation of blood coagulation; thrombin-activated receptor signaling pathway; phospholipase C-activating G protein-coupled receptor signaling pathway
Cellular component (GO): membrane
Molecular function (GO): thrombin-activated receptor activity
Source: RefSeq, a predicted model, not a curated record